AUGUCUGCCUUUUUAUUAUUAGCAAAUCAUUCUAAUACUCAAUAUCAAUUAGAACAAUUGAAAAAAGAACAACGAAGAAAGAAGCGUCAUUCCUCAAGCUCAAGUUCAAGACGAAGUCAUAAAUCAAAUUCAUCUAGUGCAUCAACCAUAUCAUCAAGUACAUCUACAUCCUCAUCAUCGUCUUCAUCAAAGGAGAAUAGCAAAAGUGAAAUUCGAAGUCAAAGAUCAAAUUCUGUUACCACUAUAACUUCAUCAAAUGUUUCUCCCAAGACUAAUAAAUUAGUAUUUGAUAUAAAUACUUCAUCUUAUAUACCUGCCAAGUCUGUAUUAAGUGAGAUUAAUGAAAAUGUUAGUCAAACCAAUACCACAAAAAUUAAUAAUAAUGUCAAGAUAAAUAUUAAUGAAAUCCCCACCUAUAUUGAAACGUCAAGUAAAUAUAAUCAUUUAAAUCAUAAAUUAAAUCAAUUUAAAUAUAUUAAUGAAGAUCAUGAAGACCAUGAACGAUUAUUCACCCUUAAGAAUAUUCAAUUAUUAAGAUAUUCAUAUUUUGAACAAUUUAUAGUUGAUCAUACUUACAUUAAGAAUAAUGAACAUAAAUGUGAAUACAUGCAUAUAAUCAAUAAUGAUGACGAAGAAGAAGAGGAAGAGGAGAUAGUGGAACAGCAAGAAUUACUGUUUCAAGACGAUGUAUCAUAUAGUUUAAGUAAUUUGGUGAUUCAUGAAUAUGAAGAAGAUUUAUUUAAUAGUGAUGAAAAUCGUAAACAGAAAUAUUAUAAUCAUAAACCAUUACCAUCAUCACCUGCUAAAAGAAGAGAAGCCCAUGAAGAGAUUAUAAAUGUUAGUAAGAUAUUUAAAUCUAAUCAAUUUUGGAAUUCAGUUUAUCAAGAUAUUAAAUUUGAAAAUUAUGAAAUGUAUCAAAAUUUACCAUUAUUAAAUAAAUUACAAAGUUAUAUGAUUGAUUAUGUUGAAUAUUUCUUUUUAAAUUUAAAUCAAUUUGAUCAAACUAAUAAUGGAAGGGAUACUUUAUUUUAUUUUAAUGAUUUAAAUUAUCAAUAUUUUAAUUAUAUGAAUGAAGAAAUUUAUCAUGAUAUGUUUAAGGGAGAUAUUAAUCAAUUAACUCAAUUAAUCAUUAUAAUGGUUGAUAAUUUAAAGUUAAAGAUUUCAAAUUCAAGGAGAUUAGAUAAAUUAUAUAAUCUUUGGCAAAUCUUUUUAAAUUAUAGUUUAUUAGAAUUAACGAUAAAUCCAAGCGAUAAAAUUAGAAGUCAAAAUCAACAAUCAUCAUCUCAAGUUAAACAUCAAAGUGUGAUAUCGAAUAAUUCUUCAAUCAUUUCAAAAACAAGUAAAACUUCUUCAGUUAGUGAUAUAAGUGAAGAAGUCAUAGUUGAUGAAAUGAUAGUUAAUAAUAGUAAAAAAAAGUCUUCAACUACUGGUAGUAAGAAGAUUUCUUUAUUUAGUAAGUUUAGUCAUUAA
Molecule: messenger RNA, 1470 nt
Organism: Scheffersomyces coipomensis
Lineage: Eukaryota; Fungi; Ascomycota; Pichiomycetes; Serinales; Debaryomycetaceae
Exons: 1
Coding region: 1-1470 (489 amino acids)
Source: RefSeq, a predicted model, not a curated record